CGAUCCAUGCUCUGCACCGUGCCACCACCUCCUCGACCCGGGCCAAUCGAACUAGAACAAGCGAGCAGAGUGGUCUGGUCGGGUGGCCGAUAUGGGGCGAGGCAGGGCACCGUGCUGCGCCAAGGUCGGGCUGAACAGGGGCUCCUGGACGCCGCAGGAGGACAUGCGCCUCAUCGCCUACAUCCAGAAGCACGGGCACGCCAACUGGCGCGCCCUCCCGAGGCAGGCCGGCCUGCUGCGCUGCGGGAAGAGCUGCCGGCUCCGGUGGAUCAACUACCUGCGCCCCGACCUCAGGCGCGGCAACUUCACCGCCGAGGAGGAGGCCACCGUCAUCAAGCUGCACGCCUUGCUCGGCAACAAAUGGUCCAAGAUCGCGGCGUGCCUGCCCGGGAGGACGGACAACGAGAUCAAGAACGUCUGGAACACGCACCUGAAGAAGAAGGCGUCGGAGCAGAAGCCAGGCGUUGGCGAGAGCAAGGGCGAGGCGGCCGACGGAGACCCUGACACGCCCGCCCCUUCGUUGUCUUCGGCGUCCUCAUCGAUGACGACCAGCGACGGGUCCAACGGCGGCGCCGGGGAGCAGUGCGGCACGAGCAACGAGCCCGAAACGAUAAACGUACCAUCGCCUCUCGAGCUGGAGCUGGAGCCAGUCAUGGACAUCCUGGACAUGCUGGCCGACGAGCCCACGGAGGCGUUCGCGACGGCGGCGCCAAUGCCAACGUCUUCGUGCUCGUCGUCCUCCCUCACGACGUGCGCCGGGGGCGGCGGCGGUGUGGAGGAGCUGCUCGAGCUGCCGGACAUCGACAUGGACGCUGACAUCUGGAGCAUCAUCGAUGACGAUGUCGCGCGCCUACAACAAGGCGAUGCAACAGUGCCAUGUACGACCAAGGAGGGAAGCGAGUGGUGGUUGGAGGAUUUGGAGAAGGAACUCGGCCUGUGGGGCCCCGCGGAGGAAUCCCAGCCCCAGGCGGGCCCACUCGACCAGAUAGGCUACCCGGGCCAACUCUACGAAACGGAGGGGGACAUGGUGAUGGUAUCCUCCUGCCCGCCGUCCAGAUCCGAUCAUGAGGCGUCCAAUUCUGAAUAGAAGGUUGAGAUCCACGGUGGUCCCAUCGGAUGCACGAGAUCAAACAUUACAACUUGGAGAAGUUUUUAACGAAACGUUUGAGUUGCUUAUUUGGUUUCAUUGUUUGAGUAAAAUUCAAAGUAAAAGGGGCGGGUCGGUUAGAAUGCACAUACAAAUUGGAGGAAUGAAAAGUUAGGUCAAUACAAGGCCAAGUAGCACGAGUAUCUCUACUAUCUAACAGUUUUUAACCAAAUGUACCAUGGCAUGUACUAUGCAACAGCACUCCACGGAUCAACAGCCAGUGAGAAGUGCUAUGCAAACAUGCGUACGGAUGCAGUAUGUCAUUUGGUUAAUUUUGUACUAGUUCUUAAUAAAAAAAUCGCGACUAAUUUGUACUGUACCAUGCACAUAUACUGCACAGCGUCAUGGUGACGCAAGAGCUGGAUCAUCCGAU
This is a messenger RNA of Triticum dicoccoides, 1520 nucleotides long. Its product is annotated as myb-related protein Zm1-like. The record is from RefSeq and is a predicted model, not a curated record. Bases 92 to 1087 code for a protein of 331 amino acids. NCBI's taxonomy places the organism in Eukaryota, Viridiplantae, Streptophyta, Magnoliopsida, Poales, Poaceae. The transcript has 2 exons.